GUCACCAACAGAUCCUUGUCCUUACCUUAGUUUUUUUUUUUUCUUGUUCCAGAAAUGUAAUUUCUUUAUUACCUGAUCGGCAUCGUAGAUGACUUCAAAAUACACAAAAUUUGUUUUAUUUUUAUAGUACAUUUGUCACGAGAUAACUCCGCUCAGUGAUGGGCAACAAAAAGAACAGGCGAUUAUCAUAUGUGAUAUCAUCGUCAGCUCGCCUGUCCGCCCCUCGUCUUCCUCAUCGCCUUUCUUCAGUUCCCAUUAUUACCGAAUGUGAUGCCAACAAUAACAAACAAGAAAAAGAAAACGGCAGACGUAAAUCUAGUACUGGCAGCCUGACAUACGGUUCGGGUGGUAGCUGCUGGACGAUCGGUAACAGAUCCAACGGCUACAAGAAGAAACCGCGUGCAAACUUGGGUGUCAAAACCCCUGCUGGCUGCAACUCGAACAUCUGGAGCCAGUUAAUUGAACAGACUCGAGCUCUGGAUUAUGAUGUUUUAGGCUCGAGAUUUUCCUCCAAAGAAGACUCAAAGAAAAUUAAUUUAGGUGCUCGUAAGAACAUCAACUGUAGAGACGUUGGUGAAGACGAUCCGGUGAUCAACAUGGCCAAUUUGAAUAGUUCAAAUGUGAACUCGAGUGUGUGUGAUACAGACUCCCCUGUAAUGGUGGUCGUAGACGAAUCUUUACAUGGCAAAUUAAUUUACAAGAGCGGCGAGUCAGUUCCAAUAUAUCAUAUUAAGGAAAACCUGUACACAACUGCAUCUGGUAAAGUGUACUGCAUAGACGAUGGGGUGAUGUAUUUUGUUGGCGUAGGACCUCCUCCAACUUUUGUCGGUGCUGAUGGUUCGGCGGUUGAAACUGCCGUUGACGGUCAGAACGCUGCUGCUGUUCCUAGCGGCAAGUCCAGAAGCCGAAAGCAAAAAUAUAACAGAAAACCAUCAAACGGAUCUACCCAGAACAGCGAUCCUCUAAGACCCGUUGUUAAUGGUGUCCCUCGACACAUCAAUCCCGUUCCAAACUCUAACCAAACAAAACCAAAAUUUCCUGGAAAGCUGAAACCUGGAUCCGGCAAAUCUUCGAGACGCUCAUCCUCUGCCGCGUCGCGUCUGUCUGGUGUUGAUCACUCAAGAAAUACGCAGCCUGGUCGCGUUAAAGAUGCUAACGCACCGCGGCAAAGCUACUUGUGCGGGCGAAGCAACGUCAGCCAGCAGAACGGCGCUGGUAGCAAGGUUACCACCCUACCGCAGCCGGCGCUCUCUAUUGAGAAUAUUACAGCCAACGCUGCUACCGUCAGUAAAGGCGCUACACAAAACUGGCGCAAGUUGUCUGGAAGUGUUGAGACCAAAGGACUGGCUCGGCGACGAAGCACGAACGUAAGCAGCGUGGUCAAGGAGGUGGACCGCAUCCAGCGCAACAGAGAAGAGCGUCGCCUCAAGCAAGCCUUACAGAAAGAGGAGAAGGAAGCUCUCAUGAACAUCGAUCCUAAUAAUCCUAAUUGGGAGUUCCAGAGUAUGAUCAGGGAGUUUAGACAAACGUUAGAGUUCAGGACCCUGAGGGACGGCGAUGCCCUCGAGGAGCACCAGAUCACAGUCGCCGUCAGAAAGCGGCCUCUCAAUAAGAAAGAAAUCACGAAGAAGGAGGUGGACGUCGUGACCAUCCCAAAGAAGGACACACUCGUCGUUCACGAGCCUCGCACCAAAGUUGAUCUCACCAAAUAUCUCGAUAACCAAAACUUCCGAUUCGAUUAUGCAUUCGACGACACUUGCUCUAAUGAACUAGUUUACAAAUACACGGCGCGACCGCUGGUGUGUACAAUAUUCGAGGGCGGCAUGGCGACGUGCUUUGCGUACGGUCAGACAGGCAGCGGGAAGACGCACACGAUGGGCGGCGAGUUCCUAGGCAAAAGUCAGGACGUCUCGAAGGGCAUAUAUGCCAUGGCUGCUCGUGAUGUCUUCUCCUACCUCACCAGCAAAAAAUUCGGUCACCUCAAUUUGCAAGUGUCGGCGAGCUUUUUCGAAAUCUAUAGUGGCAAGGUAUUUGACCUGUUGAACGGAAAGAACAAGUUACGGGUGCUGGAGGAUGGCAAGCAGGUGGUGCAAGUGGUGGGGCUGGUGGAACGCGUGUGUCAGAGUCCUGCCGAUGUGCUGCAGCUCAUUCAAGUCGGGUCAUCUGCGCGGACCUCGGGGCAAACAGCUGCCAAUAACCAGUCGUCGCGGUCACACGCUGUGUUCCAGAUCAUCCUGCGGAACACAGACCGUGUAGACAGAGCUGCGGGGGUGCAGAACUAUCGACUACACGGCAAAUUUUCUCUUAUUGAUUUGGCUGGCAAUGAACGAGGCGCCGAUACUAGCAGCGCCAAUCGCCAGACCCGCAUGGAGAGUGCGGAGAUUAACAAGUCCCUGCUAGCGCUCAAGGAAUGCAUCCGUGCCCUGGGCAAGCGAGGUGCUCAUCUGCCUUUCCGAGCAUCAAAACUUACGCAAGUUUUGCGUGACUCCUUCAUUGGAGAAAAAAGCAAGACUUGUAUGAUUGCCAUGAUCUCUCCAGGACUGAGUUCUUGUGAGCACACGCUCAACACGCUCAGGUACGCUGAUCGUGUGAAGGAGCUUGGCACCGGUGACGCUGGCGAGGACGGAGUGCCCAAGGCAUCUGUCGACGACUACGAUCCCGAGGCGAACGGCAGCGCUCUUGCUGAUUAUUCCCGCCUGGCCUCCUUCAAUGAAGGAGAGAUGAGCGCAGAGCAGCAGGUGUUCCAGGUGGCUAUGAGCGCCGUACAAGAAGCCGAGGAGGAGGUCGUAGAAUUACACGGGCAAUAUUUUGCCCACCGCGACAACAUGGACAAGAUGCUCAUCCCGCUCUAUCAAAUGACCAACGAAAUUGACUACGAUGUUGACGCUUAUGCCCAGCAACUUGAGGGAGUAGUCAAUGAGAAUACUGAGUGGUGGCAACAACUGAAGGAACGAGUGGCCAAUUUACGACGACAACUCGAAGAGGAAGAAAAAAUUCACAAUCAGCACGUUCCUAAGCACAAGGGGACAAACCACUAAGUCCAGGACCGAGCUUGGCCAAUCUUCCAGUACCAAUCCGAUAGUUCCGUAUUAUGUUCGCUUUGUGUUGAUCCAUUGACUGCAGUGGCCUAAGUGCUCUAUGUACCAUGUGAACGCUGCGCAAGUUCUCAUCAGAUUAAUAAUCAAUCUCACGUAGUGCCUCUGAUGUGAUAGUCUGAUUCAAGUUGUCUUGUAAUCGAAGCGAUGGCCUGUGAUACUUUCGCUCAUAGUUAACGCUUGAACCUGAAGUGAUUUUAUUUUCAGUCUAAUGAGCGGCCUCAUUUUGUUGUGUAAACGCACUAACCACACGGAUAGUUACAAAAAUCCUUUGAAUUGUCAUGCUGCCCUCAAGGAAAACUUCCUGCUCAGCUUAUCAAACCAAAUGUCAUCAAAAUCUCUCAAUUUCUGGUAUUUUGAGUUUGAACUUCUCCAAAUGAUUUUAAUAGUAAGCUUAAGGGCUAUUAUCUUUGUAAUUAUUAUUGAUAUAACUCAUAUUAGACUGGUGUGCGUUUCACGCCUUCUCAAGUCAAUAACUAAUGCUCAUAUAUGCGCGUGCACAACUUAAAUCUUGUCUUAAAUACUCGCUGUAGUUACUUAACCUUGACUGUUCUCGAUGCAGUGUCAAUAAUGAAAGCCGUCAUUGUCAAUAUUGUUUCAUACAAACUUACUGUUUGCUAAUUCUUCCUCAUUGAUUAUUAGUUUCCUUGGCUUCCCUUAAUUCCUUGACAGAGUUGAUUUAGAAUGGAGCUCUGAAGUCAGAAGUGAGCAAAAUGACUUCACGACAAAAUUUGUCUCGAUAAAUUGAUUUAGCGUCUCUAAAUUUGUAUCAUUUAUAUACUUCUUGCCGCGCAUCUUACUAAACAAGCGCAUUCUAAUUUUAUUAACCCAAAGCCAUAUCAUCGUCUGGUGGCGAAGUAGCCGUGUUUUAAUUGAAAUGAUGGCUAGCUUUUAUUUAUUGUUAUCCCAUCAUCUGUCGGUUCUUUAGAUGCAUGAACUGCUGUAGAUUACUUGAUCGUCGCAUUUACCUGCUUCUUUAUGGUUGCUGCAUCAUGUCUUGGAUAGUUAGGUAUUGUACAUGUCAUUAUCUUAUUCUGACUACGACUCAGCAGCAUAUUUCUUUCGCAGAUGAAGUUAUUCAGUCGCUCGAAGCCAUCUCAUGUAAAUAUUAACCUAAUUUCGGCAGUUGUUAACUGUGCUAAUGAUUAUUGAAGCUCUCGUCAUCCUUAUCUCCUAAAAUUGUCUACGGUCUUAGCUUCUGGAAAUUUUUUUGCAACACGUGUAAUUUCUGUUUAGAUGUGUUGUAAUUUUCCCAUAGGAAUGUGUUAUUUGUAGGCGAGCUGCUCCUGAACGCUAGUCCGUUUUUUCCAGCUGAACUGCAACAUGGCAACGUUCUCAAAGUGUUCGGUUGACGGUUCAUCUUAAAAGUCUCGAUGGAGAUCGGGAGCACGGGCUGCUCGAUGUCGAUUAAUAACUGGUAAUAUCGCUUAUAUUAGAUGUUACUCAGUUCACGUAACUCGGAUUUAGCAAGCUGCAAGGAAUUUUAAAAAUUUGUUCAUGUGCUGAGGUUUACCGACUCUCGGCCUGAUCUACUUCCUCAUGAAGUUUUUUCUUAGUACGUCGACCUGCCCAACUUGCCCAGCCUUUAGCUCUACCACUAACCUUAGCCUCAUGUAGAUUAAGAUGAACAUUAAUUGUGAUAUUUAUUGUAUAAAGAAGUUACGUUGCUUCAUGUACCGACAAUGUAUUGUAAGCGAUUGCAAGGCUUUCUUCAACGACCACCGCAUUACUUCACAAAUACGACCUCAGCUGCCGUCGUCUUGCGGUAUUUUGUUAAUCCAUGUAAUCAAUGACUAGUCUCGUAUACCCUUCGCAGUUAAAAGUUGGACAAAAUAAAGAAAGUCGUUACCCCAUCCUUAGUAGCGCAGUUUGUUUUCUGUUUUGGUAUCUUAAUUUUUUAUUGCUUCAGAUCAUUCCGAUGUCAAUUCCACCUGUGAAACAAAAUCGAGUAACGAUUUGACUUGCAUUUGCAGUUCCUGAAAUAAGCGUUUCUUCAAUUGUAUUCUAAUUGGAUGAUUGACUUGAUGAUGUUUUCACGCAUUUCCUCUCUAAAUUCUUUCAUUUCAUCGAAUUCGUUGUUAACACUUUUGCUAAUGAAGCUUCCCGCUCUUGCUUUCUCAUACCUGAGACGGUAGCAUGAAAUCGUCAAAUUUCUGCUGCCCACAGAGAACUAAUUUAUAUUUUUUUGAUAGUGUCAUAUUAAGGUUGUUCUUAUUUAGUUUUGAAAGUGUCAAAUCGAAAACUAUAUUCCCAGUUAAUUCCUUAUAAAAUGACAUAUUUCAUUCAGUAGUGGAACGAAUUUAUGCAACGUUUGCCAUUUCUCUCUUGUGUGGAUCAAUAUAGACUAUAUAGGCCGCUUGUUGAAUCCUCAGACGAAGUGUUUUUAUUUUAUUGCGCAGAGAAAUCAGGAGCAUAUAUUAUUAUGACUUUCUGUAUUAUUCCAGUGAAAGCCAUUAAUCGCUACGCGUCUGAUUUUUCAUCCCUACUAAAACUGGAAGCUUUUUAAUUUGCUAUAACUUUUAACAACUUUGAAUAAAGCUGCACCUUUUA
Molecule: messenger RNA, 5645 nt
Organism: Hyalella azteca
Lineage: Eukaryota; Metazoa; Arthropoda; Malacostraca; Amphipoda; Hyalellidae
Product: kinesin-like protein KIF2A
Exons: 14
Coding region: 159-3038 (959 amino acids)
Biological process (GO): microtubule-based movement
Molecular function (GO): ATP binding; microtubule motor activity; microtubule binding
Source: RefSeq, a predicted model, not a curated record